Molecule: messenger RNA, 189 nt
Organism: Protopolystoma xenopodis
Lineage: Eukaryota; Metazoa; Platyhelminthes; Monogenea; Polystomatidea; Polystomatidae
Source: the annotation of a GenBank genome assembly
ACUCGGUUUCAUCCGCCAACGACGCACCUGACGCCGGAGAUGGUACAGUUUGGUGCCGCUGGCUCAGGUUGGAGGUCGACUGUUGGCGACUCGAUAUUUCGUGGCGGAGGUGGGUGGUAUUCGGGAGGAAGGGCUCGAACCCCACAUCCGAAGGCGAUAAACACCACGGGUCUCGACACGUUAAUCUAG